GUUACGUCUCGUGGCGUAAUGAGAACACGGGCUCCUGGUUUGGGACAGCGCUCUGUCAGUCACUCGCGAAACAAUCGCAUUCCUAUGAAUUGCACGCAAUUCUCACAACUACUUCACAUUUGGUUAACAAUAAGUCGACGUCUGAUGGAGAGAAGCAAGUGAUGGAGCAUUCGUACAGAGGAUGGAAGAAAUUGUUUUAUUUCAAUCCAGGAAUCGCUGAGAAUCGGGAAUCCACUUCAUCUCCCAUUUGUUAAUCAAAAGUCAUUAUAAAACUAACGCUCAAAACGAUAGCAUGUAUUAAGUCUUAACAUUAAUUAGAGAGCUUUUAAUCAUAUAUUUUCACCAGAAGUGCCAUUAGAUAUGUUAUUACCGUAAAUAACUUCCAAAUCAUAAUCUUCUUCAACGAAAAGCGCAACAAUUCGUGAUUUUUUAUAUAUAAAUUCAUUCCAUUAUAACAAAUAUAAUAAGCAAUUCUACAAUUAAUUUAUAAUUAAAUGCCA
Medioppia subpectinata is the source of this 500-nucleotide messenger RNA. The record is from the annotation of a GenBank genome assembly. Lineage: Eukaryota; Metazoa; Arthropoda; Arachnida; Sarcoptiformes; Oppiidae.